AUGACGACCCGUCGCCUCUCGGGUGCCUCGUCAGCGGGAAACAAUGGCAUGGGUCCCAUGAUUGAAGCCUACGAUGCCUGUCAGUACCGGUACUGUCGCCCGCAACUCAUGUGAUCAGCGCCCUGUCGGGGCUGUCCGGUUGAACGAUCGUCGAAACUGACGCGCCGCCCACCGCCCACCUGCAUACGUCUUGGCGUCGUCGCGCACAGUCAAGAAGAAACAUAUGCAGCAGAACAAGGAAAUCAUACACAAGAACUCGAUACUAUCAAAGUCAGUACUCUGCCGCCCUUCUUUGCGUAGCAGCAGCGCGCGCGCCGACGCGUGUCUGGCAUGUUGACCCAACUCGUCGGACCACCGCGUUGACCUCGGACGAUGUGCUACCACAGAUCCAACUCGGAACUCGAACGUACCGUCACCAGUCUCCGUGCUGAACGACUCGCACUGAAAGGAAGCCUCUUUCACUUGGAGUGCGAGAACUCGAACCUCCGCAUGAGUUUGCAACAGACCGAGAGCCAGCUCAACGAAGCGAGGGAAGCCGUCAGCGCAGGCAUAUCCCCCUGGGAUCACGAACAGCUCCAGGUCGGUCUGCCUCAUCAGCGAUGCGCGUUAUCGAGUCCGAGGACACUACCGCUGAUCAUCAUCAGAUGAUGCCGACAGAUGACACAACGGCUCUACGUCAACGCCUUGACCGCCCUUCAAGCUCUCGGCGCCGGACUUCCAUCCUGCUCCGGCCCCAUGUCGGACGAGGCCACCUCGGAUGUUCCCUGUUCACCACCACCCAUCCCAUCCUCGACAAUCCUUCACCCUCGACUUUCCACCGUCACAGGUAGGUCGAUGCAGUCAACGACGUCUUUCCCGCAGCAGCCUGACAGGCCCAUCCUCUGUAACUCUGCAAAUAGAAUCCCCUCCGACCCCUUCCGCUUCCUCAUCGUCCUCCUCUUCGGGCGACGCCAACCGCAACGUCACCGUCUCGAGAAGAGGCUCCACCGCCGGAAGAGCACCACGACCCUCCUCGAUCAUUCUCCAACGCAACCCUGACCUCUCGCACAUCAGCGAAGGAGGCGAACAGAGCCAUUUCAACGAUGACGAAGAGGAUGAUUCAGGCGAUGAAGAACCGAUGAAAUCGGCUUGGAAAGGGACCCUCCUCGAUGGGUAAGUCGAGGGGCAUGUAGCAAAUGUACUGUCGGCUGGAUUUGUUCACCCGUUGAAUCCUCUCCACAGACUACGAGAAGAACCUCGAACUCUGGCAUCGCCUUCUCGACCACCCACACCCAUCUUCGUCCCCCCACCUACAUCCUCACCUCUUUCCGCACCUCUGUCCCUUCAUUCCGAGACGUCAACUACAACAUCCUCGUCUCAACUAUCUGCCUCUACUUCCGCCUCUACUGCUCGACCACUCCCCAGCAAAGCCCGAGCAACGCAUUCGGCUCCUCCCGCCGCUCGCUCAGCCCACGCCAACACCUCUUCCUUCUCGCAACAGAAACCAGCUCGAAGAGUCUCGGGGAUCGUCAAAGCUCCGACGCCGGAACCUCAACCUGGGCAACUUGGGGCCGUACAAAGUGAUGUGCCAGUUGCAACCACUGCUACUGUAGCCACGGGGAAGAGGACAAGCAUUGUUGGACAGUUGGGGAGAAAAUCGGUCUCGAAUUCGUCUUUGGCUGCUACGACCUCUUCGACUUCGUCGAGCGGUGGUAAGAAGGCUACGGAGGAGGAGGAUUAUUGGAACGAACGCAAGACGUUGCUCAAGCUUGAGUCGCUUGGUCCGAAGGAGAUGCUGGCUAUUGUUGGGUCGAGGAGGAGAACAUCGACACUCGCUGCUGUGGAAGCGAGGACCUCUUCAUCGAAUAAGGACACCUCAACGACGUCGAGUACGUCGGAAGACGAUGAACGGGUCGGCGAAUCCAUCUCGACACAAUUAGUGACGCAGCAGAAACAAUACGAGGACGAGGAGAACUCGUACGAGGUUGACGAGCAAAGUAGUGAUGAGGAGUUUGUGCCGUCCAAGAAAUUGGUGGAGGCGGCGUUGGGCAAGGCGAGAGGAAAACGGAGGGCGACGAGAGCGGGGUCGCAGGAGGUAGUGCAGGAAGUGGAGCAGGAACAAGAGUAUGACUACGAACAGGACAGCAACUGUGAGUUGUCUUGUGGCCUCAGUCUUUAUCCGAUCAGCGCUCACCUCUUCGUUCUCCGUUUUGCGGUACCAGUUGGUUCGGCACCCGUCUCGCAUGCAUCUCAACCUCGUGGUAUGCCCUCUUCUUCGGCCCCUCCGGUCCUUCAAUCCAACCCUAUACUCGCCAACGGAGGAAACGAAGAGGGUGAAGCGGGUGGUCGUCGCGCUCGCAAGUCCGUCAACUACGCCCUUCCCAAACUCAACACGUAAGUCACUUCCCCAUCUCCCGCCACGAGCUUCGAGUUGAUCCCUCUCGAUGCCCACUCAACCAUAGUAAGAUGCGUCGACCGGAAGACUACGUUCCCGUGACCAAUACCCAUCCUCGAAAGUCCUCUCGCCCCUCCGUCGCCACAGUAUCAGGAGCGACGUCCCAUAUCCUUCGGACGAAAUCGUCCUUGACGAGCUUGAGAGGUCGAGCUUCGAUGGCCAACUCGGAGAAUGAAGCCAUGUCGGAUUUGGACGAGGAGGAUUCGUCAUUGACGGGUCGGAAUGAGAAGGAGGGGGGUUUGAAGGGGGUAAUGGGAGUGGAGGUGGUGUGA
Molecule: messenger RNA, 2706 nt
Organism: Microbotryum saponariae
Lineage: Eukaryota; Fungi; Basidiomycota; Microbotryomycetes; Microbotryales; Microbotryaceae
Source: the annotation of a GenBank genome assembly